AUGGAAGUUGAACGAAUUAAAAAUGAAAGACCAGAAGAAGAAGGCAGCAAUGAUAGUGAUAGUGUUGUAAGUGUAAAACGUGAACCUUUUUAUGAAAAUGAUGAAAAAUUUAAAAAUAUUAAACUGGAAAACGAAUUACAUACAGAACUGAUUAUUAAAAAUGAAAUAUUAGAUGAACAUUCUAUUUUAGAAUCACAAGAGAUUCAUACUAGAAGUACAAACAAAUCAUUUUCAUUUAAUAAUCAAAGUCAUUUAGUGAGACAUGAACGUACCCAUAGUGGAGAAAAACGAUUUUCGUGUGAUAUUUGUACUAAAACAUUUACUCAUCAGGAUGAAAUAUUAGAAAAUGCUGCAAUGGAAGUUGAACGCAUUAAAAAUGAAAGUCCAGAAGAAGACACCAAUGAUAGUGAUAGUGUUCCAUUUUCAUGUGAUUUUUGUAAUAAAAAAUUUACUCAUCAAGGUACUUUAGUUCAACAUAAACGAAUUCAUAGUGGUGAAAAACCAUUUUCAUGUCAUAUUUGUACUAAAAUAUUUACUCGGUUAGGUGAUUUAAAUAAACACAAACUAGUUCAUAGUGAAGAAAAACAAUUUUCAUGUGAUAUUUGUAAUAAAAGAUUUACUAGGCAAGGUACUUUAGUUCAACAUAAGCGGAUUCAUAGUGGAGAAAAACCAUUUUCAUGUGAUAUUUGUAGUAAAAAAUUUACUGGGCAGGGUGAUUUAAAUAAACACAAACGAAUUCAUAGCGGAGAAAGACCAUUUUCAUGUAAUUUUUGUAAUAAAACAUUUACUCAGCAAGGCCAUUUAGUUCUACAUAAGCGUAUCCAUAGUGGAGAAAAACAAUUUUCAUGUGAUAUUUGUAAUAAAGCAUUUACUAACCAAGGUAAUUUAAAUCAACAUAAACGUAUUCAUUCUGGAGAAAAACCAUUUUCAUGUGAUUUUUGUAAUAAAAAAUUUACUCAUCCAGGUACUUUAGUUCAACAUAGACGAAUUCAUAGUAGUGAAAAACCAUUUUCAUGCAAUUUUUGUACUAAAACGUUUACUCUUCAAGGUAAUUUAAAUCAACAUAAACGAAUUCAUAGCGAUUUAAAUAAACACAAACUAGUUCAUAGUGAAGAAAAACAAUUUUCAUGUGAUAUUUGUAAUAAAAGAUUUACUCAGCAAGGUUCUUUAAUUCAACAUAAACGGAUUCAUUCUGGAGAAAAACCAUUUUCAUGUGAUAUUUGUAAUAUAAGAUUUACUCAGCUAGGUAGUUUAGUAAGACAUAAACGAUUGUUUCACAGUGGUAUUUGA
Chrysoperla carnea is the source of this 1290-nucleotide messenger RNA. RefSeq names its product zinc finger protein 271-like. The transcript is spliced from 4 exons. The record is from RefSeq and is a predicted model, not a curated record. The coding region runs from base 1 to 1290 and encodes 429 amino acids. Gene Ontology annotation, molecular function: DNA-binding transcription factor activity; RNA polymerase II cis-regulatory region sequence-specific DNA binding. Lineage: Eukaryota; Metazoa; Arthropoda; Insecta; Neuroptera; Chrysopidae. Gene Ontology annotation, biological process: regulation of transcription by RNA polymerase II.